AUGGCUUCCCUGCAGCUGCAAGCUGUCGGUGUCAUCAUGGCUUUGGUGGCUGGCGCCGGUGCCGCGCAGAGCUUCGAGUUCCACGAGGCCACCGUCGAUGCCAUCCAGCUCGGCUUCAGCAACGGGACUCUGACCUCGACGGCGCUGGUCCAGUUCUACCUGGACCAGAUCGGCCGGCUCAACCCACUGCUGCACGCCGUCAUCGAGGUCAACCCGGACGCGCUCCCGCAGGCCAAGCAUGCCGACGCCGAGCGCCGCCACGGCACGGCCACAGGCGCGCUGCACGGGGUCCCUAUCCUGCUCAAGGACAACAUCGCUAUCCAGGACGCGCUCAACACUACGGCGGGCUCCCUCGCUCUCCUCGGCUCUGUGGUGAAGCGUGACGCCGGCGUGGUGGCUCGGCUCCGGCGCGCAGGCGCCGUGGUGCUCGGCAAGGCCAGCCUGUCCGAGUGGGCUAAUUUCCGCCCAGUCGACAACGGGUGGAGCGCCCGGGGCGGUCAGGCCCGGAACCCGUACGUCCUGUCGUCCACCCCGUGCGGCUCGAGUGCCGGCUCAGGCGUGGCCGCGGCGGCGAACAUGGCGGCCGUGACGCUGGGCACCGAGACUGACGGCUCCAUACUCUGCCCGUCGUCGUUCAACUCCGUGGUUGGCAUCAAGCCCACCCUCGGUCUCACCAGCCGCGCCGGCGUCGUCCCCAUCACCCCGUUGCAGGACACCGUCGGACCGAUGUGCCGGACGGUGUCGGACGCGGUGCACGUGCUGGACACCAUCGUCGGCUACGACGAGCACGACGCCGCGGCCACCGGAGCGGCAUCAAAGUACAUCCCCGAUGGCGGGUACACGCAGUUCCUGAAGAAAGAUGGGCUGAGGGGCAAGAGGAUCGGCGUCCCCAAUGGCUUCUUCCAGAGAUAUGGGCAGACGCAGCUGAAUGUGUACAAGCAGCACCUCGCCACAAUGAGGGAACUCGGAGCGGUUGUGGUGGAGAAGCUGGACGUCGCUGCCAAUUUGACGGCUCUAUUGGAUGAGAUUGGGUCUAACGAGGGGAUGGUGAUGCAGGCAGAAUUCAAGCUCAGCAUAAACGCCUACUUGGCAGACUUGGUCCACUCCCCGGUCCAUUCUCUUGCAGACAUCAUAGCAUUCAACAAGGCGCAUCCUGUGGAGGAGAGGCUGAAAGAUUUCGGGCAGCCCGACCUAAUCGCUGCCCAAAGCACAAAUGGCAUUGGCCCCGUGGAGAGAGCCGCGAUCCAGCGUCUGAAUGAGUUGAACGCGAAUGGGCUGGAGAAGAUGAUGAAGGAGCACCAGCUUGACGCGAUCGUGGCGCCUAACAGCGCUAUAUCUAGCCUUCUUGCCAUUGGUGGCCACCCUGGCAUCAUUGUGCCGGCUGGUUACGACAAGAAGGGGGUCCCCUUCGGGAUAUGUUUCGGUGGGCUGCAGGGGUACGAGCCGAGGCUGAUCGAGAUGGCCUAUGCUUUCGAGCAGGCUACCAAAGUUAGGAGGCAACCCAUGUUCAAGCCCUAG
Molecule: messenger RNA, 1518 nt
Organism: Triticum turgidum subsp. durum (durum wheat)
Lineage: Eukaryota; Viridiplantae; Streptophyta; Magnoliopsida; Poales; Poaceae
Source: the annotation of a GenBank genome assembly